Nelumbo nucifera (sacred lotus) is the source of this 441-nucleotide messenger RNA. Its product is annotated as CASP-like protein 1F1. The record is from RefSeq and is a predicted model, not a curated record. Lineage: Eukaryota; Viridiplantae; Streptophyta; Magnoliopsida; Proteales; Nelumbonaceae.
AUGGUUGCGACAUGGUUGAUGGCCACGAGCAAGCAAUCCACGGAAUUCUUCGGCAUUCAGAUUAGAGCCGUAUAUAGUGAUUCGCCGGAUUUCAAAUUCUUUGUGUAUGCAAACGGCAUUGCAUGUGUCUCCUCUCUGGUUUCCUUGUUGACUGUUUACGUCUUGUACCGUAAAGGAUCAAACCCGAGUAACUAUUUCUAUGUAUUUCUGCAUGAUCUGAUUAUUAUGGCAUUGGUGAUGGCGGCAUCUGUGGCCGCAUCAGCUAUUGGUUAUGUUGGUGCUUAUGGAAAUACUCAUACCGGUUGGAUGUCGAUCUGUGACCAAGUAGACAAAUUCUGUCACAGAGCCUCUGAUUCUAUCAUCUUCUCUUAUUUGGCUUUCUUUAUCUACUUAAUACUCACUGUGUUAUCUGCAAAUGAGUCGCGGCAAAUUCAAGUAUGA